AUGGCAGCUAAUAAUAAGUUGCCUCUCAUUUUCGCCUUACUGUUCUCCGUUCCUCUCAUCUCCUUUGCAGCUCGUGUGCCAUCUCCAGUCGCCGGGAGAGGCGCCGGCCACUCAUUAGAUGAUAUUGGCAGGGGAAUCUUCCAUUGGAUAAAAGAGAGAAGGAAUCAUUCGUACGAAGGUCAGUUCAACGGCGGCCACUGGGGCUACCUGUCGUCGUCGUCCGGCGGCGCCGCCGUGCAGGAGGACCAUAUAGCGCCUCAUUUGCUACUGGGCAUUGGCACGCCGGCGGUGAACAUCACCCUCGUGUUCGACACCACCAGCGACCUCCUCUGGACGCAGUGCCACCCAUGCCUCGACUGCGUCCCGCAGGCAGGCCACAUCUACGACCCCAGCAAAUCAAAAACCUUCGCAAACUUGACUAAACACUAUAAUUACAGCUACAGUGAAGAAGCUUUCACCUCAGGCUACCUCGCCACCGAGACGUUCGCCAUGGGAGACGCUACCGUGCCGAACAUCACCUUCGGCUGCGGCACGCGCAACCAGGGCUACUACGACAACGUGGCCGGCGUCGUCGGCCUCGGCCGCGGCGGCGCCGUGUCUCUCCUCAGCCAGCUUGGUUUCGACAGGUUCUCCUACUGCUUCUCGUCGAGCGAUGCACCGGGCUCCAGCUACGUCUCCUUGGGCGGCUCCGGCGAGCUAGCCAACAACAACACCCUCGCCGCGUCCACUCCCAUGGUUGCAGACCCCGUGCUGAAGUCCGGCUACUUCGUCAGGCUCGUCGGCGUGACGGUGGGCGCGACGCGGGUCGCCGCCGGCGGCGCAGCGGCGGGGGGCGGCCUCUCGCUCGUCAUCGACAGCACGUCGCCCGCCACCGUCCUCGACGAGGCGACGUACGCGCAGGUGAGGCGGGAGCUGGUCGCCCAGCUCAAGCCGCUGAAGGAGGCCAACGCCAACGCCAACGCCUCCGCGAACGUCGGGCUGAACCUCUGCUUCCAGCUCGCGGCGGGUGGUGGCACGGCGCCGCCGACGCCGCCGCCGAACGUGACGCUGCACUUCGACGGCGGCGCCGACCUGGUUCUGCUCCCGGCGAACUACCUGGCGGAGGACUCGGCGAGCGGGCUGCUCUGCCUGACGAUGAUGGCGUGGAAGGGCGUCCCCGUGCUGGGCAGCUUGGCGCUGAUGGACACGCAUGUGCUCUAUGACCUCGCCAAGAACGUCGUCUCGUUCCAGCCGCUCGACUGUGCAGCCAGAGGUUAA
This is a messenger RNA of Oryza brachyantha (malo sina), 1257 nucleotides long. RefSeq names its product aspartic proteinase nepenthesin-1-like. The record is from RefSeq and is a predicted model, not a curated record. Gene Ontology annotation, cellular component: extracellular region. The transcript has a single exon. Lineage: Eukaryota; Viridiplantae; Streptophyta; Magnoliopsida; Poales; Poaceae. The coding region runs from base 1 to 1257 and encodes 418 amino acids.